AACAAAGGGAGAAGACAGGUGUGGCUUUCUUCACUGGAGAAGUUACAUGACCCGUUCCUCACUUCAACCAUAGAAUGGAUGAUGGUUACCGGAACAGCCCAAACCUCUACCACGGGGCAAGAGAUAUAGCUCGAGAGGCAGCCCGGCAACCGUGGAACCAAGGAAUGGAUGACUACAAGUAUCAGGAUAACUAUGAGGGCUAUGCCCCUAGUGAUGGCUAUUAUCGGGGAGGCAAUGAGUCCAACCAGGAAGAGGAUGCACAGAGUGAUGCUACAGAAGGCCACGACGAGGAGGAUGAAAUCUACGAGGGCGAGUACCAGGGCAUCCCCCACCCAGAUGAUGUCAAGGGCAAGCAGGCCAAGAUGGCGCCCUCCGGAGCAGAUGGUUUCCGGGGCCAGACAGACCUGAUGGCUGAGCGGAUGGAAGAUGAAGAGCAGUUGGCCCACCAGUAUGAGACGAUCAUUGAGGAGUGUGGUCACGGGCGUUUCCAGUGGGCUCUCUUUUUUGUCUUGGGGUUAGCCCUGAUGGCCGAUGGGGUGGAGAUAUUUGUGGUGAGUUUUGCCCUGCCCAGUGCCGAGAAGGACAUGUGUCUUUCUAGUUCCAAGAAAGGAAUGCUUGGGAUGAUAGUCUACUUAGGAAUGAUGGCAGGGGCCUUCAUCCUGGGGGGCCUGGCUGAUAAGCUGGGGAGGAAGAGAGUCCUCAGCAUUUCUCUGGCCAUCAAUGCCUCCUUCGCCUCCCUCUCCUCCUUCGUGCAGGGAUACGGAGCCUUCCUCUUCUGCAGACUCAUCUCAGGCAUAGGGAUUGGAGGCGCUCUGCCCAUUGUUUUUGCUUAUUUUUCUGAAUUCUUGUCUCGGGAGAAACGAGGAGAACACCUCAGCUGGCUGGGCAUCUUCUGGAUGACGGGGGGUCUUUAUGCAUCGGUCAUGGCCUGGAGCAUUAUUCCACACUAUGGCUGGGGCUUCAGCAUGGGGACCAACUACCACUUCCACAGCUGGAGGGUGUUCGUCAUUGUCUGUGCACUGCCCUGUGCCGUGUCCUCCAUAGCCUUGAAGUUUAUGCCGGAGAGCCCCCGCUUUCUGCUCGAGAUGGGCAAGCAUGACGAAGCCUGGAUGAUCCUCAAACAAGUCCACGACACCAACAUGAGGGCCAAGGGGACCCCUGAGAAGGUGUUCACGGUUUCCCAUAUCAAAACACCCAAGCAAAUGGAUGAAUUCAUCGAGAUCCAAAGUUCAACAGGGACUUGGUAUCAGCGCUGGCUGGUCCGAUUCACCACCACAUUCAAGCAGGUCUGGGACAACGCCCUGUACUGUGUGAUGGGCCCCUACCGAAUGAACACCCUCAUUCUGGCCGUGGUCUGGUUCACCAUGGCAUUAAGUUACUACGGGCUGACCGUCUGGUUUCCUGACAUGAUCCGCUACUAUCAAGACGAAGAAUACAAGUCGAAGAUGAAGGUGUUUUUGGGGGAGCACGUGUAUGGCGCCACGAUCAACUUCACGAUGGAAAAUCAGAUCCACCAACACGGGAAGCUUGUGAAUGACAAGUUCACGAAGAUGUACUUUAAACAUGUCCUUUUUGAGGACACGUAUUUUGACAAGUGCUAUUUUGAAGAUGUCACAUCGACGGAUACCUAUUUCAAAAACUGCACCAUCGAAUCCACCUUCUUUUAUAAUACAGACCUCUACAAGCACAAGUUCAUCGACUGCCGGUUCAUCAACACCACCUUCCUGGAGCAGAAGGAAGGCUGCCACAUGGACUUUGAGGAAGACAACGAUUUCCUGAUUUACCUCGUCAGCUUCCUGGGCAGUCUGUCGGUGUUGCCCGGGAACAUCAUCUCUGCCCUGCUCAUGGAUAGAGUUGGGAGGCUGAAGAUGAUGGGCGGCUCCAUGCUGAUCUCAGCCGUCUGCUGCUUCUUCCUGUUUUUUGGCAACAGCGAGUCUGCGAUGAUCGGCUGGCAAUGCCUGUUCUGUGGGACUAGCAUUGGGGCCUGGAAUGCGCUGGAUGUGAUCACAGUGGAGCUGUACCCCACCAACCAGAGGGCAACAGCCUUUGGCAUCCUCAAUGGAUUGUGCAAAUUUGGCGCCAUCCUGGGAAACACAAUCUUUGCUUCUUUCGUGGGAAUAACCAAAGUGGUUCCCAUCCUCCUGGCUGCAGCUUCUCUGGUUGGGGGUGGCCUGAUUGCCCUGCGGCUGCCAGAGACUCGAGAACAAGUCCUGAUGUGA
Messenger RNA from Perognathus longimembris pacificus (Pacific pocket mouse), 2219 nucleotides. It is a transcript of the gene Sv2b, whose product is annotated as synaptic vesicle glycoprotein 2B. Bases 75 to 2219 code for a protein of 714 amino acids. Gene Ontology annotation, cellular component: membrane. Gene Ontology annotation, biological process: chemical synaptic transmission; transmembrane transport. Lineage: Eukaryota; Metazoa; Chordata; Mammalia; Rodentia; Heteromyidae. The record is from RefSeq and is a predicted model, not a curated record. The transcript has 12 exons. Gene Ontology annotation, molecular function: transmembrane transporter activity.